This is a messenger RNA of Linepithema humile (Argentine ant), 4310 nucleotides long. RefSeq names its product DNA replication helicase/nuclease 2 (gene Dna2). The record is from RefSeq and is a predicted model, not a curated record. Gene Ontology annotation, cellular component: cytoplasm. Gene Ontology annotation, biological process: replication fork reversal. Lineage: Eukaryota; Metazoa; Arthropoda; Insecta; Hymenoptera; Formicidae. Gene Ontology annotation, molecular function: 5'-flap endonuclease activity; single-stranded DNA helicase activity.
AUUCCUUCAUGCGGGAAACCAAGAAACGCUGGAUAACAAGGACGGACACUAUUGUGAUCCUUGUCUCUCCUGCAAUUGCUUUGGGCAUCAACAUGUAAUUUUUCCCUAGAAAUGAAAACGUGAAAAGUUCCUAUUCCAUUCGUCGAAUCCCUAGGAAACAAAUCUGGCUCGGCAGCGGCACCUCCGUGGAUUUUCUAGACGCAUUUAGAUCAUUUGUAAAACGUGCUUAACACGUGACGUUAAAAAAAAAAAAUUUGCGUGUAUUUACGCGGGAAUAUUGCGUUAUCUGAAAUUUUGCUUUAAUUCAAGUUUAAUAAAGUAAUCAUAAAUAAUAUAAGGAUACUUUGAAAACUUAACACAUAAAUAUGAAGAAACGUCAGUUGUCACAAAAGAAGAUUUCUUCCACUGAUAAUGUCAAAAGAUCUCAGACAAAAAUCUCAUCAUUCUUUACAAAAAUUUCCAAGAAUGAUGAUCACAAAGAUAAAGUUGUAUCUACUCCUGAUAACUCCUUAUUUCAAGCCUCAGGAGAUAAGAAAAGAAAACAAAACAAUGAUUCAUUUGAAAAAGAAUCGCAUAGUAUUAAGAGAAAACGCAGUGAGAAUAUUGAUAUAUUGGAAGAACAUAGUGUUGCAAAGACAAGAAAUAUCAAAUCAUAUAAAGAUUCAGUAUUAUCGAUAACAAAUGAUUUAGACGAGGCAUGUAAUAACGUUGAAGAAAAUAAAGCGACACACACUGAAACACUGCCCCAAAAAAUUAAUAAAGAAAAAAUAAAUGCAAUAAGAGUAAAAACAGAUAAGAAUACAACUGUUUUAUCAAAUUCUGCCAGCAUUGGAAAUACCCAAGUUUCAGAUAUCGCAAGCAGUGGUCAUGUUCUUAAAGAAUCACAAGAUUUAAAUACUGUUGCCUUAAAAUCAACUUCUUCAGAAAUGUAUGAUCCCAAAAAAAUUAAAUUACUUGAUGCAAAAAAGGAAACUUCGGAAGAUUCUAUAACAGUGAAUGGAAAUGAUUUUGAUGAUUUUUUCAGUGAAGAAUGGCAUGUAUCCAUUGAUUUUACCACAUUACAAAGGUGCAAGAUUAUUAAUGUGAAACAUGAACCGAAAGUUACUAUUUUAACAGUACAGCAUGUCGAAUCUAAAUCUAUUGAUACUGUCACAUGUUCAGAAUUUUGGAGAGAUGUGCACGUGAAACUUGACGAUAUUGUCAUGGUACAAGCUAAGAAGGAUUCGCAGCAAUGGUUUGUCGACAACAACAAUGGUUGUCUUGUCACGCAGCCUGAUGUGUUAAUAUCAGGCACGACCAUAGCAAGUAGUACCUUUUGCAACAGACAAGCUGUGUUCGCUGAGAAAUUCAGGAAAAUAGAAUCGCUACCAAAUUUGAACGGUGAUUUUUCCACAAUGACUAUAGGAUCUUUGGUCCACCAGUGGUUGCAAAAGGCACUGCGAGAGAACGUUUACACGCUGUCCGACGUGAUCAAGUUAUUGGACGAUAUAUUACAAUCCAAAGACACGAUAGACUACCUUUACGCGUCGGAAAUGUCGCUUACGGAUUGUCGGAAACGCAUGAUGGAGUACGCGCGAAGAAUAAUCGAAUUUAUUCAGCAUUAUAUCAAGGGAGAGAAACAAAAGCAUAUAAGCAACUUGAGAGACAACUUUGAAGGAAACAUCUGUAAGAUUCAGGAUAUUGAAGAAAGCGUUUUCAUACCAGAGUUGGGUAUAAAAGGAAGGAUAGAUGUGACGGCGGAGGUAAAGAUUCAUUCGAGGAGAAAGAUUAUGCCUCUAGAAGUAAAAACUGGACGUGCCUCUUACUCACUUCAACACAGAGGUCAAGUUAUACUUUAUCUCAUGAUGAUGGGCUUCAGAGAUCAAGACAUCGACACCGGUCUCCUGUUGUAUUUGAAGGAGAACUCGAUGCAGGAAAUCAGAAGCAGUCAUCACGAGAAGAGAGACUUGAUGCUACUGCGAAACACAUUGGCGCAUUACAUGACCCAGAAGCUCGAAGACCAGAACGUAGACUCUCCGUCGGAUUUGAAAAUGAUGGAACUGCCGGAGCCGAUAUAUCAUCACGUUGCGUGCGCCAAGUGUUCCUAUCAAAACCUAUGCUGCGCGUAUUUGGCGAGGGAUCCAAACGCAAACCUGUCGCCGACGCAUCCGCUGACAGUACCGAUCAAAGAGCUACUCGACAAUUUCCAGUCCAAUCACUUGGAUUACGUUAUGACGUGGAUCGCGCUGUUGCAACUGGAGGAGAGUUCCGAGAACAGUAACAACAGUUUGAGCAGCAUAUGGACGACGUGUCCCGAGAAGAGGGAGGCAAAAGGAACAUGCAUCUGCCAUGUAAAAGUCGUGGGUCAAGUCGUGGAGCAAGACGACAGAUAUCAGCAUGCGUUUGCACGCGUCGAUAUCAAGGGAGAGACUGUCGAGAAGGGACUCGCGCUCGGGAACACGUUUAGCGAGGGUGAUUUUAUCAUGAUUAGCACGGAUUCACGGAUCAACAUAGCCGCUGGGUCUGUAGUUUGCAUUUCGCAUGACGUUGUAACGGUCCUCCUGGAAAAGGAUAUUACGCAACAAAAUGCAAACUCUACGUUUCACAUCGACAAAUAUUCCUUCGUCAGUCUGGCUACGUACAAUUACGCGAACGUGGCCGGUUUGUUGAGCAACGACGAGGCCGUCGUUAGGCUCCGACGUAUCGUCAUCGACAAGAAACCGGCCACAUUUGUGAAGAAGCUGCCGCGCUCGGUCGUGUCGGCCAGCGCUGAAAUAAUACGCGAUCUCAACGAGAAUCAACAGAGAGCCGUGCUGAAGGCCGUAGCCGCCAAGGAGUACGUUCUGAUAAAGGGCAUGCCGGGCACGGGAAAGACGCGAACACUGGUGGCUCUGAUAGAGCUGCUGCUGGAGCUGGGCUCCAGCGUGCUGAUCACCGCGCACACGAACAGCGCGGUGGACAACGUUCUGCUGAAGCUGCUCGAGCGGAACAUCGACUUCCUGCGUCUCGGGUCGAAGAAGCAGAUUCAUCCGCUGCUGACGUGCAAGAGCGAGGCGUAUGCGAUCGCGAGCUGCGACUCCCCGGAGAGCCUGGAGGCGCUCUACAACAGCAAGCGCGUGGUCGGCGCAACGUGCUACGGCGCGUAUCACGCCCUUAUCCGAAGACGCAGCUUCGACGUGUGCGUGGUGGACGAAAGCGCGCAGAUCAUGCAACCCACCGUGCUGCGACCGCUGUACAGCGCGCGCAAGUUCGUCCUCGUUGGAGACCCGGAUCAACUGCCGCCCGUCGUCAGGAACAAGACGGCCGCGAGACUUGGCGCGGAUAAAUCGCUAUUCAUCAGACUGGACAGCGACAACAACACAAUUAAUUUAUCGGAGCAGUACAGAAUGAACGGCAGAAUUAUGAGGCUGGCUAAUGACGUGACGUACCACGGCAAGCUGAUAUCCGGCAGUAAGAAGGUGGAAAACGCGACUUUGACCGGUUCGAACAUGGAGCAGGUUCUCUCCUCCUGCGAGAGGUGGAUAGGAAGAGUGUUGUCUCGAAAUCCGGACGAUUCGGUGAUUCUACUCGACACCGGUCACACGUGCAAGUUGAGUGUCGAAUCUGCUAACGAGAACAUCACGUCGGAUCAAGUGUACUCUAAUGUUUGGGAAGCUGCCGUCACUUUCCGUCUUGUUCAAGUACUCAUUGAAGCAGGCGUGUACGCGAGAAAUAUAGGAAUCAUCGCACCUUACAAUGCUCAUAUAAAUUUAUUGAAGAAGAUCAUAAACAAAGAAGUGGAAGUGAACACCGUCGACCAGUAUCAAGGCCGCGAUAAGGAUAUUAUACUGUACUCGUGCGCGAAGAGUGUUGAAAGUAAUGCGAAGAAAGAAUUCGAGAUAUUGGUCGACCAACGGCGCUUGACAGUGGCCAUCACUCGCGCGAGGCACAAGUUAAUCGUAAUUGCUGACAAAGUUACUUUAACGGGAUACACGCCAUUUAAAAGAUUGUUUGACGUCAUUGGCGAAAAGAAUGUGAUCAAUUUACACGACGGCGAAGAAGAUUUCAAUUGGAGAAGUCUUGUUUGUAAAAUUAACAGUAUUAUUAGCGAUAAAUAAAUUAAAAUUGCAUUUUUAUCAGAUUUUUACAAAAUUUGUUGCAAAAAUCUGAUAAAAAUGCAGCUCUUGAAAUGGCAAUUUUCUAUUGUUAUAAUUUAUGAAUUUAGAAUAAAAUAUCAUUUUGCUAUUAUAACUGUAACAUGAGGAAGUAUUUAAAAUAGAAGAAUAACUAAUUUUAUACAAAGUUUGGCACUUGCGCUUAAGUACAUCAAGCAUAAGUCCCUGUAUUUCACA